This is a messenger RNA of Xyrauchen texanus (razorback sucker), 3105 nucleotides long. RefSeq names its product methylenetetrahydrofolate dehydrogenase (NADP+ dependent) 2 like (gene mthfd2l). Bases 463 to 1548 code for a protein of 361 amino acids. Gene Ontology annotation, cellular component: mitochondrion. The transcript is spliced from 8 exons. Gene Ontology annotation, biological process: tetrahydrofolate interconversion. The record is from RefSeq and is a predicted model, not a curated record. NCBI's taxonomy places the organism in Eukaryota, Metazoa, Chordata, Actinopteri, Cypriniformes, Catostomidae. Gene Ontology annotation, molecular function: methylenetetrahydrofolate dehydrogenase (NADP+) activity; methenyltetrahydrofolate cyclohydrolase activity; methylenetetrahydrofolate dehydrogenase (NAD+) activity.
AACUCGGAUUUUCCAACUUCCUACUAUGAAAAUUGCAACUCCCAUUAAAGUCGGAAUUUCAACUGGGAAGUGGAGCAUUUGGCAAUGGGAUGUAUUCAUAGUCGGAGAUAUCCAGUAGGAAUAUCCUGCAUCCGAAAUGGAGCAUAGGCUACUGAGUGACAAAUGAGAAAGAUGAGUGUGCCAUGUGAACAAUCAAGCGUCAAGAGGGGGAUGUUUACAUGAUCUUUAUAUCAGAUGCCUGACUAUAUCUGUUCCGAUUGCGUUAAGAUCUGUGCUGGGUUUUAGAUCCGAGUUUGCGGGAUUUCCUGACGGGUUUAUUUAUUCAGUUGUAACGUCUAUAUUCAUAUUUUGUAUAUCGAUUGCAUAGAGACGCUAGUACAAAUGAUGUUUUAGAAACGUUUGUGUGUGUGUGUGUGUACGUUUUUUGCACAUAACCGGAAACACUUUUGUUGUGUGUUGCGCAUGCGCGAACUGUGUGAGGCGCAGGUGGUUAUCAUAUUGGCUUUGGCAGCUCCAGUUGCAUUUAUAGUGAAUUAUACUAGAAUGACACCAUUAACCUCAUAUUUUCAUCAUUGCCAUCUAUCAAAACAAUGGAUUUACAUGAAAACAGUCAACCGGCGAAGCAUAUGUCACUCACUUAUAAGACAUGUUGCCACUGUGGUCUCGGGGACAGAACUCGCUCGUCAGAUCCAUAAAGAAGUCCAGAGUGAUAUUGCAAAGCUAUUGGCCCAAGGCAACAGAAGGCCUCAUCUUAGUGUUAUCCUAGUGGGAGAUGAUCACGCCAGCCAUACUUACGUGAGAAACAAGACCAGAACAGCUUCAUUACUUGGCAUGUCAAGCAGCACAAUUUUCAGGCCAUCAUCAAUAUCUCAGGAAGAGGUGCUGGAACUGAUAGACAAAUGUAACAGAAACAGGGGAGUCAGUGGGUUAUUGGUCCAACUCCCUCUUCCAGAGCACAUCAGUGAGAGAGCUGUAUGCAAUGCUGUCGCCCCAGAAAAAGAUGUUGAUGGAUUUCACAUAGUUAACAUUGGGAAACUCUGCUUGGAUCAGAGAUGCAUGGUGCCGGCCACAGCAGCGGCGGUGUGGGAAAUCAUCCGAAGAACGGGCAUCGAUACAGUUGGAAAGAAUGUGCUUGUUGUUGGACGUUCCAAGAAUGUAGGAAUGCCGAUUGCAAUGCUGCUACAUUCGGAUAGAAAUCAUGAACGGCCAGGAGGUGAUGCCACAGUUAUCAUCGCUCAUAGGUGCACUCCUCUACUACGACUGAAGGAGCUCGCCAGUCUGGCUGACAUAGUGAUUGCAGCUGCAGGUGUACCUCACUUAAUAACGGCAGAUAUGGUAAAAGAGGGAGCUGCAGUUAUUGAUGUUGGCAUCAACCGUAUCCAGGACUCCUACACUGGUAAAAUUCGUCUUGUCGGAGAUGUGGAUUUUGAAGCAGUGAAGGAGAAGGCUGGAUUUAUCACUCCUGUACCUGGUGGAGUCGGCCCAAUGACCGUCGCCAUGGUGAUGAAAAACACAGUCACUGCUGCCAAAAAUGCCCCAACAUACUGACUGAACAAAAACCAGAAACAACUAUUAUACAGUAUGUGGACAAGAUGCAAGCAUUGUUUUAAAGUCAUUUCAUGCACUCUGGAUAACUUUGAUUGGCACUAUUUGUCCAUAUCUUGAUUAUAAACACAAGCCCCUGCAAGCUUCCAUUAUGACAUCCUUCCCUGCCCAUUAGCACGCUGGAACAGGUCUCUUUUUAGCUGGCAUGGCAGCCAUGCAUGUCUCUGACUGUAACUACACCCUCGUGCUUUUCUUACCACUGUAAUAAAGAUUAGGUUGAUAAGUCCUCACAUGGAAGCUGUUGCCUUUGCUACAGUGUUUUUAUUUGUCAGAGCCAAAAAAAUAAGGAGGGUUUGCUAUAAAAGCGUAAUACCAUGUGCCUUCCUGCCAAUGCGUCAGUGAAAACGGAAGUCUUUUGCUUGUAUCAUGUUCAGUUUCGGUUGGACUCAGAGGCUUCAGGUGGCCUAAUGGCAGAAUAUUAUAUGGUUGUCUGAGAUCUGACAAAUGAAGCUGUUAGACACUGAUAUAAAAGAGGGGUACUACAGGAGAAUGACAAGGUUAAUACGUUUGCUUAGGAAAAAUAUUUGAAGUGUUUAAAACACAUAUGUAUUUAUUCAUCUACCUAUGCAUUCAGAUUAUUGUUCCUAUUUAUUUAGAAUUGUGUGUCUUUCUUAGGAACUUUAUAUAUUUAGCAUGCAUCUCUAGUUUAGUCAGCAGUGUAGUUUAAGGCACAUUGUUGUCAUGAAACACUAACAUUUAAUUUUCAUUCAUGUUGGAUCCUUUACAUCCAAGGAUAUGGUAAUAUGAUGUUUCCCUAUGACAUUUCAUGAAGUGGACAAUAUUAAUUCACUGUUCAUUAAAUGUCAAAUGUAACGUAGGAAUCUUUAGACCCGUAUGUUACUAAAUAUAUCACUUAAAUAUUCCAUAUUGCCUAUUUAUCUAUUUAUAGAGAUUUGUUGGUCACACUUCAGUGUUCAUGUUACUGUGUAUAGGUAAUUAUUGAGUAAUGCAAAUUAACUGUGUAAUUGCUAUUAUUAUUUUGUAGAGUUGCUUGUACUUACUGUACAUCUUUCUAUUAUUAGAGUAAUUAAUAAUAGUAACAUAAUAUGUAUAGCACGGACCCUUUAUAGACAUUAUUUGCCAGAUUUUGUACACAAGGAGAAAUAUCUUGGGUUCUGUAUGAACCAUCUUUAUGAAAAAAAAAGUGAUGGCUUAUAAUGUGACUCUGAUACUUAACCUCAUCUCAUCUGAACCUUGGUGAUAUGGCAGUUCCUGAAACAGAUCUUCCAAAAUAUUACUUAUCAUUGCUACAAAGGUUGUUGAAUAAUUUGUAGCUUGUUCGUGUGACCGAUAUAGUGUGUCCACCAGCUAAAUAUGUCUAAUUAUUGUCACAGCAAAUACUUCAUAAAAAGUGUAAAAUAUGCAAGUGUAAAAUACAUCAGAAAGAUCAACUUAAAUUGAAAGAUAAGAGUGGCACUCUUAGAAGAACAUACCAAACAAGAUACUUAUUUUUAGGAACUCCGGUAUGAAGUUUGAUAGUUAUGAAUACCCCUUAUCUUU